Cotesia glomerata is the source of this 2733-nucleotide messenger RNA. Its product is annotated as photoreceptor-specific nuclear receptor-like. Gene Ontology annotation, molecular function: nuclear receptor activity; RNA polymerase II cis-regulatory region sequence-specific DNA binding; zinc ion binding. Lineage: Eukaryota; Metazoa; Arthropoda; Insecta; Hymenoptera; Braconidae. The record is from RefSeq and is a predicted model, not a curated record. Gene Ontology annotation, biological process: cell differentiation; anatomical structure development; positive regulation of transcription by RNA polymerase II. The transcript is spliced from 7 exons. Bases 848 to 2560 code for a protein of 570 amino acids.
AGGAUCAUGAGUUAAAGUACUUGGAAUUAUAAAAAAAAAAUUAUAAGAUUAUGCUUAUGAUGUAGAAAUAAUUUCAUAAAUUAUCCAUGAUAAUGAACACAUCUGUUUAUAAAUAUCUUGUUGUGUAUAUUAUAAGACAAGAUUGAUGCCGGCAAUGACGAACAAUUUCCGACGUGUGGUUCAUGAUCCACGUAUUACACAAACUUAUAAAAAUACACAAUAACACGUAUGUAUAUAUAGAGCGUGAUCUAUAUGGUGAAGCAAAAUCCAGUGAGCAAGGUGGAUUUAAAAAUAAAAAUAGCUAGGAGAGGGAGAAAAAAUAGCAAACGCAAGGUAGCAAGGAUAUCAGGAGGGAUGAUUCUCCUACAGAAGGGUGGACGGCAGUAUCGGGUUCCAUGAUCGGCGCUUGCGCCUUGACGCCGAGUCAAACGUAGCGGCUAUAGGUUAAAUCCUCGUAUACGUUUUUGUUGUUCUUCUCGCGUUGCCUCCUGAUCCCGCCUUCAAAAGUACCAGCGGACCAAUCGCGUCGUGUAUGAAAACCAAGUGACGUCAGUCUGAGAUCGGGAUACUCGACAUUAUAUCAGCACGUAGAGAUCCACCACAACCACGAGAAACGGCAGAUACCAGUCGACGAUUGUCAACAGAUCAGUUUCGGUUCUUUCGACUCAUUAUAGAUUCUAAUUAUUCAAUUCGAAAAUUAAUAUAAUAAUUAUUUUAUUAUAUUCCACUAAAAAUUUGUUUUUUAAGUUUGCAGUGAAUUUUAUCAAGUGAAAAAACUCUGUGAUUUAUUUUAAAAAAAAAUUUAUAGAAAAAAUACUCAUAAUUAAUUAAGAAAAAUUUAUUAAUCAUGAAUGGAACAGCAAUUGGAACUCCUGAUAAUCAACUUCAAAGACAGUCUUCGCAAAACGACACCAGCUCUGAACAUCCUCGUAGUCCUGGAAGUCCUCUAAGUAUUCGCCAUGAUUCUGGAGAGUCCAGUAUAAUUUCUCCAGGACUUCCAGAGCGUUAUAGCCCGCUGGGAGCUACUGAAUCAACAUCAAGCCAUGAUCCUUACGCUUCGCGCUCGGUCCAAGAUUGUCCUGUUCCGCUGUGCCGUCCGUUGCCGUCGGAAUUCCCGCUGGCUCGAUCGCCGUACAUGUCCGCGUUGUCAAAUGGGCAUCCGCACUUGCUCCAGGUCCAGCAACAUCAGCACCAGCAUUCCCAGCAUCAGCAGUCUCAGCAACUACAGCAGUCACCGCAUCAACUCCAGCAGUCCCAGCAUAAUAACAAGCCCUCAAGAAGCUUAGGACUUAUCUGUGUUGUUUGCGGAGACACUAGCUCCGGGAAACACUACGGAAUUCUUGCGUGUAAUGGCUGCAGUGGAUUUUUCAAGCGGAGUGUGCGGAGAAAAUUAAUCUACCGGUGUCAAGCGGGAACCGGCAGAUGCAUCGUCGACAAGGCUCAUCGUAACCAAUGUCAAGCUUGCCGUCUCAAAAAGUGCAUGGCCAUGGGGAUGAACAAAGAUGCGAUACAACUAACUCGCGCUGCAUGGAAGGAUUGCCUGAUGAUGAAUAAUCAAGAGGAAACUCGUUGGAUUGUUGCAGCCGUGCAAAAUGAAAGGCAGCCCAGGAACACGGCAACCAUAAGACCUGAAGCUUUAGUCGAGAUGGAUCAGGAACGAGCGCUGAGGGAAGCUGCCGUUGCUGUUGGAGUUUUUGGACCACCAGUAUCAUUAGCGAUGGCCAGAUAUGGAGCACCGAUGCCAUUAUCAGCAAUAGCCCCAACGUCGACUGCGAAUCCACCACCUGUACCAACACCCCUACCGCAACGCGACGACCCCGAUGGAAACGCAUCAGAAGACAGUAUAGAUGUGACCAACGAAGAACCACUUACUGCCCAAAGGAAUCUUUGUUCCCAAUUGCCUCCUGUAAUGACAUCGCUUUACUCGCCAGCAAGCGCAGAAACAGUUUACGAAACUAGUGCAAGAUUAUUAUUCAUGGCUGUAAAAUGGGCCAAAAACCUCCCUUCGUUCGCCAGCUUGCCGUUCCGCGACCAAGUGAUACUCCUCGAAGAAGCCUGGUCUGAGUUGUUUCUUCUCAAUGCCGUGCAAUGGUGUCUACCUCUCGAAUCAUCUUCACUCUUCAAUGCCGCGGAAUUAACCGCACUUACUCUAUCGCCACACAAUCAUUCGCACUCAGGAAUGCACUUGCCCAACGAAGACAAGCCUAGUCAAGUAGCCGCUGAUAUUCGACAUCUUCACGAUACUUUGCAGAGAUACAAAAAUAUAAUGGUUGAUCCUGCCGAGUUUGCUUGUAUGAAAGCUAUUGUUCUUUUUAGACCAGAAACCCGAGGAUUGAAAGAUUCAAGUCAAAUAGAAAAUCUUCAAGACCAAGCACAAGUAAUGUUAGGACAACAUGCGCGUGCUCAGCAACCCGGUAGGCCUGAAAGAUUCGGAAGACUUUUGUUGAUGCUAUCACUGCUGAGAAGCAUACCAGCAUCGCGAGUUGAGCUUAUUUACUUCCAUCGAACUAUUGGAAACACACGAAUGGAAAAAGUUUUGUGUGACAUGUAUAAAAAUUAAUGAUUAUGGUUGCCACAAAACUGAUUAAUUAAUUGAAGCUAAUGUUUUUACGUAAAGUAUCUAAUCUCAUAAUCAUUAAAUAGCCUAAUUCAUUUUCUAUGAAAAUCUGGCCUCAUACUCGUAUAAAUGUAUAAUAAAAAAAAAUUAUGAUUAACGAUAGAUAAUUUAAGUUA